Messenger RNA from Armigeres subalbatus, 5363 nucleotides. RefSeq lists its product as uncharacterized. Gene Ontology annotation, biological process: double-strand break repair via homologous recombination; regulation of DNA-templated transcription. The transcript has 6 exons. The record is from RefSeq and is a predicted model, not a curated record. NCBI's taxonomy places the organism in Eukaryota, Metazoa, Arthropoda, Insecta, Diptera, Culicidae. The coding region runs from base 108 to 5264 and encodes 1718 amino acids.
ACCAAAUCAAAACAAAGUGUAAUUUUUAUCUUCAGAGUUUCCGCCGUUUUAGUUUCGGGUUUGCAGUUUUUUUUAUUGGUGCCUUUUUGUGCGUCAUUUAAUUUAUUAUGGAAGAAGUACCGGCAAGUCCGGAGUUGGUGAAAAAACGGAAAUCACGUCGAAAAGGAUUACUUUUCAAACAACGAACGUCUUUGUCUCUGAACCGCGGCCGACCAUCCGAAGUGCAGCAUCAAGAUUCGCUUAUUGACGAUGCACCCGAUGUGACCGAAAAAGAAGAACGUUUCAAGGAGACGGUGGUAGAACCAGAACCUCCACCAGAAAAUAAUAUGUUGUACUUCGAUGUUGAUACGGAGAACAUUAUGCUGGCCUUUGAGGAUCCGUUGGUCUCGGCUGUUCUCCUGGAGAAGGGAAAUCAAGUUGAGCACGAGAGUACACAGCCUUCAAAUGAUUUUCUGGCCAAUGUUAAGAAUCGAUUCGUUAAAGUAGACGAAGUAAUCGAAUUGAAAGUGGAGCCUACGGAAACCGUUUCGGCUCCAAGCAAAUUACCCAUUGCGUCGACUAGUAAAAAGGCAAAUUAUAGCUACACUCAGUUUGAUCUAGACACUCAGAUGUUGGGAAUCUGCGAAGCAGCUGAUAUAAUCGCCGGUUUGAACACCAAUCCGGAACAUGAACUGAAUGACUGGAGUAGCCCUUUGAAGCAGCAAGAGAUUGAAGAAGUGGCAGGACGCAUUAAAAAUGAACCAAAGUCCCAAGUUCUACUGGAAAUUCCGCUCCGAGAAGCACGACGAAAAGAUCGAUGGAGUAAUGUCAGGCAGUCAUCAUUCUCAAGGUGUUCGAUAGCAGUUCAACGGUGUCAAACUCCUCCUUCGACUAGUAUGGAUAUGAAAAGUUUUAUAACAGUGGAUUUCAGCGACGAGUCGGAUAACGAAUUGACUGUGGAUUUUUCCAAAAUUAAAUCGUCUCAACUUAGGAAACGUUUGGAAAAAAUUCAAAACUAUAUUGAUAGUCCGCCCCAGGUCGUUCGUAGGACAUCCCUACGAAAAACGUUUUCCAAGAAAAGGCCUGAAAGCAGCCCUCGCACGCCGGUCGUGGUUCGAAGGCUAAGUUAUGAAAGUACAAAUUCUGAGCAAAUUGACGAUAUCGAAUUGCAACCGAUUCAUGUAUCGUCGGAAGGGGAAGAGGAAAUGGAUUGCUUCGAUGGAACCCAAAAAAAUUAUGCACCUCAAGAACCAGCUGCAGUCAGUUCUAGUCCUGGAGGGGACAACUUCGACUCUAGUCUUCUCAUCAAAGCAAAUAUCGAUCAGCUUUCUCAGUUUUUCUUGCAAUCCGAUAAUAAGCCUAAAUCUGAUUCUGAAUCUCUAAACAAAGAACCGCCGUUUUUCGGGUUUCCAUCGCACCCAACAAGUCCGAUUUCAUUGCCUUCGGAUCCGGGUGGCUCACCGAAAAUCCUUAACAUAGCUUGGCUCUUUCGAAAUGAUUCCGAAACCGAGAGCGAGGAAGGCCUGGAAGUAGAUAGCCGACCCGAGGAGAAUAUAAACUGCCUGCUGGACGACGAUGACGAUUUAUGGGAGCAGAUACAUCCGUUGCAGAAAAGCGACAAACAGAUAGAAGCACCUAGUCCGGAAUCAGAACAAAAAAUCGAAACUUUAUUGACUGACGUGGAGUUCGUAAAACCCUUACCAAAGGACAGUAAAGCUUACCACAGGGAACCUACCGAAGCAGUUGCUGGCUGCAACCCUGCGUUGUCAUCUUUUGAAGGAUUUCAAUCGGCUAGUGGUUUCAGAGUGCAGAUAUCUGAAAAAGCUCUUGCAAAAGCUCGUGAUAUGUGGGAUGAUGAAGAUAGAAAAAUCGAUGGAGAUAAAGUUUCGUCAAACACUGCAAACUACAGGGCAUGCGCAGGAUCAAUUCUUCCUUUGAAGGAACCAUCCUUCGGUGGAUUCUGUACUGCGGGUGGAAGUAAGGUGCGUAUUUCUGAAGAAGCUUUAGCUAAAGCCGAAAAUAUGUGGAAAGAGGAUGAAAAGGAUUAUGGAUUCGAAGUACCGCACAAAACCAAUACAAGAAAUUCAGAUUGGUCGAACCCGAAGACCAAAGCCGAUGAACAGGAAACAGCGGGGCAAUCAUUCGGCGGUUUUCAAACUGCUGGAGGAAGUCGCGUUCAAAUUUCCGAGAAAGCUUUAGCAAAAGCACAAUUAAUUGUCCACCAAAUCGAAGACGAAAUGAAAACCGAAAAUGCGCUUUUGGAUAAUAGGCAAGAUGAAUUUUCUGGAUUCCAAACAGCUCGUGGCAGCACUGUGACGGUAUCAGACAAAGCGUUAUUCAAAGCGGAAUCUAUUCUACGACAGGUGGAGUUUGAAGUUGAUCAUGAAUUUGGGGCUGAAGCAGCACGUGGUGUUAAUGGCCUACGUACAACAUGUGGGGAAUCGAAGAAACUUGAAACUACAAAGGAAAAAAGUAAUGCAAUGACUCUGGAAGUUGAAACUGAAUUGAAUAAUAUUCCAGAAUGCCAAUCUGCUAAAAGACUUCGUAAUGAGGAUGGUGGUGAGACAGAAACGCCUUUAAAAAAAUUCAAACUAGCGUCUAGCGACGAAAAAUUUGCUAAAUUUUCAACGAGCACACCAAACAUUCACUGUAAAGCAGUUCCAAAACAAAAUCAAGACGGCAAACAUGAUCUCGACCAUUUCUUCGGAGAUUUAGAUGAUCAUGAUUUUCAGCGCUUGUUCUGCGGAGCAGAAGCAAUCGCUGCAAGUAACCGUAGGAUACGUCCUGUGAAGCAAGUACGGCUAGCGAGCCGUUUCGAACAAUGUAAUGAAGUGAGUGCAGAGGAGCAUCAGAUAUCUGGUGGAGCACUUUGGGACGAUAGCUUCGGGGAUAUCGUUGCCAAAUUAAACUCCGACGAAGGAUUGAAGGCAAGUGAACAGAUAGUGGAAGCCAGAAAGCUAGCCAGGCAUCGCCAGCAAUGUUAUAUAGAAAGUAAACCUGAAGCCGAUCGGAAACCGAGGCUGAACGAGUUUAUUAGGAAGAAACAAAUGAGCAGGAGGAAAACGCUUCGUCAGUUUAUGGACAACAUCCAGAUUUUGCCAAAUUCUGGUGACAUUCAGAAGGAUUUACCAGACGUGAACGCCGAUAAUGCGAUGGACUUCAAGUUUGACAUGGUGCAAUUGUACGGAAAAGCUGAAUGUCUCGAAAACGCGGACGGUGUUUUACUCGGAGAUCCAGGCGCUACAACUAGUUUAAUUUUUAAUGAUCGAUGCCAAGUAGGUUUUCCCGAACUUAAGUCAGCCUUUUUGGCAUCUCCCGGUGUUGACCCCGCAUUGCUUCCCCGUGGAUGGAUCGAAAACAGCUGGGUGUGGAUUCUGAUGAAACUGACAUCGAUGCAACGUAGAUUUCCGGAUAUUUUCCAAUCACUUACAACGCCAGGAAAUGUGUUCAAUCAACUUAUGUAUCGAUACCACUUUGAAAUUGAUAAUGCCAAACGAUCUGUGAUAAGAAAAAUGUUAGAAAAGGACGACGUUUCGAGUAAAAGAAUGGUUCUAUUUGCAUCACGAAUAUUCAGAGGAUCGGACCCGUUCGAAGUUGAGAUCGAACUGUGCGACGGCUGGUAUCCCAUUAGAACAGUAUUAGAUUUUCCACUCUCGAAAGCCGUGCUUGACGGCAAAAUAGCCAUCGGAACUAAAUUAAUGAUUCAGGGAGCAGAAUUGAUGAAUCUCAGCGAAGGAUGCUCUCCAUUGGAAAUACCAGUCGAUGUGAGAUUGAAAAUCCACGCCAAUUCGACUAGGAGAACGAAAUGGGAUACCCGACUUGGAUUGUAUAAGGUCCCAUCGAGUUUUGUAAUAUCAUGUAACACUGUUCUGGACCGUGGUGGACUCGUCGUUUGUUUAAAUGUUAUGAUACUUCGAGUGUAUCCAUUGAUGUUCGUUGAUAAGACUAAGAGGGACGCUCUAGGGUCAGUCUUGCGUUCAGAACGAGUGGAGAGGCGCAGAGCAUUCGAAAACGACAGCAAUCGCUUUGAGAACAUCCAGGCACUUUUUAGUCAAGUACAGAAGGAAGUUAACGCAGAGAAAGUUCUAACGAAUGGAAGUAGUCUAAUCCACAAGCUGACGCAUGCUACGAGCACCGGUGAAUUGAUGGAACUGGUUAAAGCCGGUUUGGAUUUAUCUUGCAUCGAGAUAGAACUCAGUAGUACCCAACGGGAUGCUAUAAUGGAUUACCAGCGGCGUAAGCAGGAAGAAUGUCUUGAGGAAAUUAAUCGCCGCGUAAAGGAACGUAUGAGUAGUCAAAGCAGCAAACGCAAAGUAAGCUCAUUGCUAAAGUUACGCAUAGCCGAUGCACGGAAGCCCGAAGAAGUGCUUCUUUUGUCUAUAUGGAGACCACCGGAAGAUUGUGAUUUGUUUCAAGAGCAAAAAAUACUAGAAAUAAUCAAUGCUACUGCCAAUGGAACAAGGAACGGUGAAGUGCAAUUAACUGCAGGAAAAAAUAGUUCUUUUAGGCCUUUGAACAUUCAGCGAGAUGAAGUUCCAGUGCAACUAUUGAGGACCCUCACAAAAAUAGUCGAUAUAGAAUACUCGAGCUUCCGUCCAAUUUUCAAUGAAUUUGAUACCAUAGGCAUUGUCGUCCAAGUUGGACUUUUAGAAAACAGAAAAUUCCAAACUGUGUACUUAACAGAUUUGAGAAUGAAUUUUCUUUGUGUGAACUUUUGGUCUGGUAUCAAAGAAUACGCAUAUGAGGAUGUUGUCAAGGAACGAGCUGUACUCUGCAUAUCAAAUCUGCAGUGGCGUACGGUCAACGCGCUCAAUGCAGUUCCAACUGCUUUCGCAACUGAGUAUACUACCUUUAGUGAACAUUCGAAGUCUAGGCAUUUUGUUGAAGAGUUUCAACAAGUACACGCAACCAUGAAAGAUUUAGAUUUAGAAGUGUUUUUCGAAAAGUGUAACUCUAAAAUCGCAGAACUCAAUGAUAGGAAACUUUCACGUGCCAACAGCUUUAGUACGCCAUUACGCUACGCUUCCGCAACCACUCCCAUGCGAUCGGUUUUGGGCAGUGUGAAUGUGAAUGGCCCAGCCACACCGACUGAUUUUUCCCCGGGCGUCGGACAACCCGUUAGCCUCCAGAAAAGAAAACUGGAACAGUUGGCAGCGUACAAAAGUCCACCGAAGCUAAGCCCAAUUAUCAUGCGAUACAAUGCUCGAGUACGAAAAAAUUUCAAGAUUCCAGCAAAGCUGGAGGACCGCAUAGAUCAGGUUGAAAAAGAUGAUUCUGUUUGUUGAGAAAUAUAUUGCUAUCAAUUGCACAAGUUCUAUUAUAACAAACAUACAAUUUUAUAUAUUAAAAUUAUGUUGCCCAGUGUCUUGGUUGUUUUUCCAUAA